CGAGAGGUCAUAAAGGACCGAGCAGCAUGUUUCCCCGUCGCGAUGUGUGCACCGAUAACAAGUAUAUAAGAUGCCUGUUGGAGCGGCGAACUCAGAGUCUGCCGCAAGGAACGGGACCAAACAUGGCUCACAACGUUGCCAACGGCGUGUUCACCACCCUUGGCCUCGUCCUGCUGGCUGCCCUCGCCCAAGGACUGCAGGUGUGCCCAAGUCUGUCCUGCCCGACGCCCGCCGGCCUCUUCGCCCACCCAACGAGCUGCGGCAGCUACGUCAAAUGUUCGCACAGCGAGGCCGUCCUCAAGGAGUGCCCCGAGGGCCUCCACUUCCACCCGGUGCUGCGGCGCUGCGACUACCCCGCCCUGGCCCAGUGCAACAUCACCGCCCGCCUGCAGGAGUCUGGGUGCACCCUCAAGGCAGUGAAUCCAGCAACACCCCAGCUGCACGUGCUCUCCUCCUCCUCUGUGGAGUGUGACUGUGACUGUUGCUUCAAGCCCCACGAAGUCUGCUCCAAGUACUACGAGUGUAACGCGAACGGCGAGGCAUUGCUGCAUGAAUGUUCCGACGGUCUCGUCUUCAACCCCGAGAUCGAGAACUGUGACUUCGCGAGCAACUACCAGUGUCCCACCCUGCCGCCCGUGUGUGAGUGUGACUGCCGCUACCCCGUCGAGGAUGAAUGCAACGCCUUCUACGACUGCAAGGACGGAGAGCCGGAGAAGAAGUACUGUCCUGACGGCCUCUUCUUCAACCCCGCCACCGGCGUGUGCGGCCUCCACUGCCUGCAGACGACGCUGCGCCCCUCGCCCACCACAACCACCACCACUAUAACCACGACUAAGCCACCACCUACCACAACCAUCACUACAACCACUACCACCACCACACCCACUACCACCACUACACCCACCACCACCACUACACCCACUACCACCACCACACCCACUACCACCACCACACCCACUACCACCACCACACCCACUACCACCACCACACCCAUUACCACCACUACACCCACCACCACCACUACACCCACUACCACCACCACACCCAUUACCACCACUACACCCACCACCACCACUACACCCACUACCACCACCACCACUACUACCGCAAGACCCGCUUUCAACACCACCACCCGGCGGCCCUCCUUCCCCUGCGUUGACUGCUCCAGCGGCCAGCAAUACUUCCCUCACCCAACAGACUGCAGGAAGUUCAUCCAGUGUGCCCCAUACGGCCCGCAGGAGAUGCCCUGUGCCAGAGGCACCAUCUGGGACCAAGGCAAGCUGACCUGCGACCACGAGGCCGUCACGCCUUGCGUCACCGGCAGCUACGAGGACCCCGACGGCAACUGUGUUCACCCCCCUACCACCACCACCACUACUACCGCAAGACCCGCUUUCAACACCACCACCCGGCGGCCCUCCUUCCCCUGCGUUGACUGCUCCAGCGGCCAGCAAUACUUCCCUCACCCAACAGACUGCAGGAAGUUCAUCCAGUGUGCCCCAUACGGCCCGCAGGAGAUGCCCUGUGCCAGAGGCACCAUCUGGGACCAAGGCAAGCUGACCUGCGACCACGAGGCCGUCACGCCUUGCGUCACCGGCAGCUACGAGGGCCCCGACGGCAACUGUGUCCACCCCCCUACCACCACCACCACUACUACCGCAAGACCCGCUUUCAACACCACCACCCGGCCCUCCUUCCCCUGCGUUGACUGCUCCAGCGGCCAGCAAUACUUCCAACACCCAACGGACUGCAGGAAGUUCAUCCAGUGUGCCCCGUACGGCCCGCAGGAGAUGCCCUGUGCCAGGGGCACCAUCUGGGACCAAGGCAAGCUGACGUGCGACCACGAGGCCGUCACGCCUUGCGUCACCGGCAGCUACGAGGGCCCCGACGGCGACUGUGUCCAUCCCUCUACCACCACCACUACCACAACUCCACGUCCCAACACUACCACCACCACCACCACGAAGGCUCCACCCACAACAUCUUACGGCCCUGGCUGUGAUGUCGUCUGCCCCGCUCCUGUGGGCCUCUUCCCGCACCCCCAGACCUGCAGUGAAUGGGUCCAUUGUGACCACAACAUCCCCUACGUCAAGGACUGUCCGGCCGGCCUCCACUUCAAUCCGGACCUCAAGGUGUGUGACUGGCCAGACGUCGCGAAGUGCACCUCGGGGCCCGACCACAACUGUGAGAAUCCCACCCCCGCCCCGACCACGCCAUCCCCCAAUGCCACAGUCCCGACCCCCAACCCCGUCUGUGACUGCCAGUGCUGCCACAAGCCCGCCGAGGACUGCACCGCCUACUACUACUGCGACGAAGACCAGUCAUUGAGCUACCAUGAGUGUUCAGAAGGGCUCGUGUUCCACCCUGAGCUCAGCACGUGCGUGUACGCCGACAUGUACGAGGAGUGUAACCCCACCGAGGCACCGCCCGUCUGCCUCUGCGACUGCUUCUACCCAUCCGAAGUCUGCUCCUCCUACUACUCCUGCAAUGAUGGAGAACCAUUCAAACUUGACUGUCCAGAGGGUUUGCACUGGAACCAGGAAAAGAAGACGUGCGAUCUGCCCCAGUUCGCCAACUGCACGACGCCCACCCGGCGCCGCCGCGAAAGGAUUAAUAGCUAUGCCACGGCAAAUCCGUCUCCAUGCGUGUCUGAUCCUUACCUGAGGGUAUAUAAGACGCAGUCUGGAGGGACCGGGGCAGUUGUCACUCUCCUCACGUCAGCUGGAGCAAAAAUGACACAGAAACUUGUAGGCGGCGUUCUGGGGGCCGUCGGCCUCCUCCUGCUGGUGGUCCAGACCCAAGGACUGCAGGUGUGCCCAAGUCUGUCCUGCCCGACGCCCGCCGGCUUCUUCGCCCACCCAACGAGCUGCGGCAGCUACGUCAAAUGUUCGCACGGCGAGGCCGUCCUCAAGGAGUGCCCCGAGGGCCUCCACUUCCACCCGGUGCUGCGGCGCUGCGACUACCCCGCCCUGGCCCAGUGCAACAUCACUGCACGGCUGCUGGAGUCUGGGUGUUCCCUCAAGGCAAGGAGCCUCGCAACACUCCGCCAGCUACGCGCAGCCCACGAUUCUGACGAGGCCUCCUCCUCCAAGGAGUCACACGGCAAGCACUCCGGAGAGUCCCACGGCAAGUCCUCUGAAGAGUCAUCACACUCCGGAGAGUCAAACGGCAAGCACUCCGGAGAGUCACAGGGCAAAUCCUCAGAAGAGUCAUCACACUCCGGAGAGUCAAACGGCAAGCACUCCGGAGAGUCACAAGGCAAAUCCUCAGAAGAGUCAUCACACUCCGGAGAGUCAAACGGCAAGCACUCCGGAGAGUCACAGGGCAAAUCCUCAGAAGAGUCAUCACACUCCGGAGAGUCAAACGGCAAGCCCUCUGGGGAGUCACAAGGCAAAUCCUCUGAAGAGUCAUCACACUCCGGAGAGUCAAACGGCAAGCCCUCUGGGGAGUCACAAGGCAAAUCUUCUGAAGAGUCAUCACACUCUGGGGAGUCACAAGGCAAAUCCUCUGAAGAGUCAUCACACUCUGGGGAGUCACAAGGCAAAUCCUCUGAAGAGUCAUCACACUCCGGAGAGUCAAACGGCAAGCCCUCUGGGGAGUCACAAGGCAAAUCCUCUGAAGAGUCGUCACACUCUGGGGAGUCACAAGGCAAAUCCUCUGAAGAGUCGUCACACUCUGGGGAGUCACAAGGCAAAUCCUCUGAAGAGUCCCAGUCAUCCUCCUCCGAGGAGUCACAGUCUACUGAGGAAUGUGACUGUGACUGUUGCCUCAAGCCACACGACGAGUGUUCAAAGUACUACGAGUGUGACGAGGAGGGUGGCGAACCACUUGUAAUGGAAUGUUCCGACGGUCUCGUCUUCAACCCCGAGGUCGAGAACUGUGACUUCGCGAGCAACUACCAGUGUCCCACCCCGCCGCCCGUGUGUGAGUGUGACUGCCGCUACCCCGUCGAGGAUGAAUGCAACGCCUUCUACGACUGCAAGGACGGAGAGCCGGAGAAGAAGUACUGUCCUGACGGCCUCUUCUUCAACCCCGCCACCGGCGUGUGCGGCCUCCACUGCCUGCAGACGACGCUGCGCCCCUCGCCCACCACCACUAUAACCACGACUAAGCCACCACCUACCACAACCAUCACUACAACCACUACCACCACACCCACUACCACCACUACACCCACCACCACCACUACACCCACUACCACCACCACACCCACUACCACUACUACACCCACCACCACAACCACGCCCACAACCACCACCACACCCACCACCACUACUACACCCACCACCACCACUACACCCACUACCACCACCACACCCACCACAACGACUACACCCACCACUACGACUACACCCACCACUACGACUACACCCACCACCACCACUACACCCACUACCACCACCACACCCACCACUACGACUACACCCACCACUACGACUACACCCACCACUACCACUACACCCACCACCACCACUACACCCACUACCACCACCACACCCACCACAACGACUACACCCACCACUACGACUACACCCACCACUACGACUACACCCACCACUACCACUACACCCACCACUACCACUACACCCACUACCACCACCACACCCACCACAACGACUACACCCACCACUACGACUGCACCCACCACGACCACUACACCCACCACUACGACUACACCCACCACAACGACUACACCCACCACUACGACUACACCCACCACUACGACUACACCCACCACUACCACUACACCCACCACAACGACUACACCCACCACUACGACUACACCCACCACUACCACUACACCCACCACGACCACUACACCCACCACUACGACUACACCCACCACUACCACUACACCCACCACGACCACUACACCCACCACUACGACUACACCCACCACUACGACUACACCCACCACUACCACUACACCCACCACAACGACUACACCCACCACUACGACUACACCCACCACGACCACUACACCCACCACUACCACUACACCCACCACUACGACUACACCCACAACCACCACCACCACCACCACACCCACCACAACAAGCAUACCACUACCUCCUACAACCACCACCACAACCACUCCAGUUAGCACCACAACUAUAACCACGACCCCAACCCCAGCCUCCAACACGACCCGGCCCUCCUUCCCCUGCGUGGACUGCUCCAGCGGCCAGCAAUACUUCCCUCACCCAACAGACUGCAGGAAGUUCAUCCAGUGUGCCCCAUACGGCCCGCAGGAGAUGCCCUGUGCCAGGGGCACCAUCUGGGACCAAGGCAAGCUGACCUGCAACCACGAGGCCGUCACGCCUUGCGUCACCGGCAGCUACGAGGACCCCGACGGCAACUGUGUCCACCCCUCUACCACCACCACCAUCACAACUCCACGUCCCAACACUACCACCACCACCACCACGAAGGCUCCACCCACAACAUCUUACGGCCCUGGCUGUGAUGUCGUCUGCCCCGCUCCUGUGGGCCUCUUCCCGCACCCCCAGACCUGCAGUGAAUGGGUCCACUGUGACCACAACAUCCCCUACGUCAAGGACUGUCCGGCCGGCCUCCACUUCAAUCCGGACCUCAAGGUGUGUGACUGGCCAGACGUCGCGAAGUGCACCUCGGGGCCUGACCACAACUGUGAGAUUCCCACCCCCGCCCCGACCACGCCAUCCCCCAAUGCCACAGUCCCGACCCCCAACCCCGUCUGUGACUGCCAGUGCUGCCACAAGCCCGCCGAGGACUGCACCGCCUACUACUACUGUGACGAAGACCAGUCAUUGAGUUACCAUGAGUGUUCAGAAGGGCUCGUGUUCCACCCUGAGCUCAGCACGUGCGUGUACGCCGACAUGUACGAGGAGUGUAACCCCACCGAGGCACCGCCCGUCUGCCUCUGCGACUGCUUCUACCCAUCCGAAGUCUGCUCCUCCUACUACUCCUGUAACAACGAUGAGCCACUCAAGUUUGAGUGUCCAGAGGGUUUGUACUGGAACCAGGAGAAGAAGACAUGCGAUCUGCCCCAGUUCGUCAACUGCACGAUGCCCGCCCGGCGCCGCCGCCUUUAGAGGUGACCGACGUUCUUGCGAAAACCGGGAGUGAUGGCUCGUCACUGCCAAUCUAAAGUAGAAAGUAUUACAAUGGCAGAUCCAUUUACAGUAAAUAUUACUUAAUCGAUUCUGAUUAGAUGUAGCGGGUGAAGCUUUAGUAUUCGAAGUUUGAAUUAUUUUGAUUCAGUAUAUAGCCUACGUAUUAACAGCAGGUAGACAUGGAUCGUAUGCAGACAAACAACUUGCCUGUACUGUUAAUGCCUAACAGCCUCAAACGAAAAAAUUGGGACAAUAUGGACUAAACAAUCAUGAUACUGUAUUUUCAUGAAUAACAGAUAUAUAAAUAAAC
Messenger RNA from Eriocheir sinensis (Chinese mitten crab), 6405 nucleotides. Its product is annotated as mucin-2-like. The record is from RefSeq and is a predicted model, not a curated record. Gene Ontology annotation, cellular component: extracellular region. Lineage: Eukaryota; Metazoa; Arthropoda; Malacostraca; Decapoda; Varunidae. The coding region runs from base 27 to 6074 and encodes 2015 amino acids. Gene Ontology annotation, molecular function: chitin binding. The transcript is spliced from 21 exons.